AUGGUAUGCAGUAUUGCACAUUCCUCUUCACGUGAGUGUGUCCAAUAUGCUAAAGUAGUACUAGAUGAUAAAGUUGUAGUACCGGAAUCAAAGCCAGUGUCGAAUGUGAUGGUCGUGGACAUUCAAAGCAAUCGACUGGCUGUGGUAAAUCCGAGCAUGGAACUGGAGAGUUCGACUACUGCUAGACAAAAGAGCGUCUGGCUCUUGGUCUACUGCUGCAUUGGCAUCAUGGUGUCGUUUACACUAAAUGGUGUCGCAUUGGAAAAGAUCACAACGCAUCGUGUCUUGGGUGAGGUGUCCAUGACGUUUGUCUUUUGCGUCUUUAAUACAGUGCUGGCGAUUGGAUUGAGUCGUGUUCACAAGGAGAAACCAUCCACAAUGCCACAGAUUUUCUUGGCACUUGUUGGAGUGCUUGCUUUUACUUCUACUAUUGCAUCUAUGAUAGCAUUGCGCUAUGUAACAUAUAUCACCCGAAUUCUAGGCAAGUCGUGCAAAUCCAUUCCCGUCAUGAUCAUGGGCGUUCUAUUGGGAAAGAAGUACGCGUUUAAAAAGUAUGUAUCAGUCAUUGUGCUAUCCAUUGGUGUAGCGUUAUUCCUUCUGGAAACAGCACGUGACAAGCAGCAUCACGCAGUGGAGCAUAAUGAGAGCAAUGACAUUUUACCAGAGCAGGCACGCACACCUAACGUGGUGCUAGGACUUUUACUCCUGGUGCUCUCUUUAUUAUUUGAUGGUGCUACUGGUGCUCUCGAGGAUAAAUUCAUGGAGACUUAUCACAUCGGUGCCUUUGACCUUAUGUACUAUGUCAACAUCUACAAGGCUCUUUUCUCAGCAAUUGGAAUGGUGGUCAAUGGUGAGGUACUUGUGUUCUUCCAAUAUGUAGUACCGUUGCUGCCAAAUCUUUUGGUGCUCAGCCUGACAGGCGCUUUCGGCCAAGCCUUUGUUUUCUUUACGAUCAGCAAGUUUGGUGCGCUAACCACGGCCAUUAUCGGCACUUGUCGCAAAGUGCUGAGCAUCGUGCUUUCCAUCUUCUUGUUUGGCCACGUGCUUUCUCUGGAGCAGGCAAUAGGUCUUGGACUAUCCUUCGCGGGUAUUGGGCUUAACUGGGUGAAUAUCAGGAUCUGCUUUGCCAAGCAUUUGCUCGCACAUACCGCUAGAACCGUCGAUCCUCUUGAUGAGUUGUCAAAGAACGGCUUGCUUGAAAGUGAAAGCAGUGAUGAUACUGUUGAUUCAGAGCUAGUUGGGCAGGGAGUACCGAGCUUACUCCACGAUGCAAGUGACGAUGAGAUAUCACCGGAGACAGUUCGUAAACUGGAGCUAGUCAAUAUGUGGUACCGUCAAACAGCUUAUGAAUCCGAGACGUCAUCGAGCGAUGAUGAUGCAUCUGAUACUAACAACUUGGCUGCACUGGCAGUGUAA
Molecule: messenger RNA, 1416 nt
Organism: Peronospora belbahrii
Lineage: Eukaryota; Oomycota; Peronosporomycetes; Peronosporales; Peronosporaceae
Source: the annotation of a GenBank genome assembly